This is a messenger RNA of Paramecium octaurelia, 2160 nucleotides long. NCBI's taxonomy places the organism in Eukaryota, Ciliophora, Oligohymenophorea, Peniculida, Parameciidae. The record is from the annotation of a GenBank genome assembly.
CUCAAUAUGCAAAACCCACUUCAACAGUUCCUCACUAUUCUGGCCACGAGAGAAGAAGUUAUUUUUAUGAUCCGCAUCCUCACCCACUAAUCUCUUGAAGAUGGAAGAAAUCUCAGAGAAUAUCAAUAUGAAAUCAUGAGAGGAGAACGAAAAAGAGAAGAACUGGAAACCCAAGUGUAAAAUAACUGCCUUAAAUGUUUGCUAGUUAUUCAGCUAUAACCGAAUCUGCACAUCGAAAAGUGUUCCUCCCCAAAGUCGUUUAGAAAUUCAACAAAAUACAAACAUAUUAUUCCAACAAAACCAAAGUAAUCAACUUUCAAUCUAUCAGAUCUACUUCCCUAAACAAGGGUAACAAAUCGGAUAGGAGAACAUCGUCUAGCCAAAUCUAAGGAAUGCCAUAAUCAGCAUGCAACAUGAGAGCUUGGUUUCCAUCCUUAAAUACUUGAGUAACGUGCAGAAAAUGAAAAUGAAACUAGAACUCAAUCGGGCAUAGUAUAUGGAAAAGUAAUAUAUAAAAGGCUAUGCUUUAUUCUAGAGAAGAGAGAUGUAAUCGUAAUGAGAAGUUCUUUUCCGAACCUCUGCUCAUGGGAAACUUCGGUAUGCAUUACAUCAACAAAUUGCAUCAGAAAUACUAUUUCCUAGCUUCUCACAGAAAUUGGAAGAAUGUUUACGAUGUUCUCCUAUUAGAUGACACCACUAAAUAGUUGUACCUCUAAGGAGCAGGUUGAUCCCCAUGUAUUAUUAUAUAGGUUUCAAGAGUGUGAUUGCCAGUAUCAAUAAAUAAAAGAAGUCCAAUGAUGCCCCUUAAGUCUAUGUCCCAAUAGAAACAACGUAGGAAAUCAUCACUACUCGCUAUGAGAAACUACUCAAGGAUCUCUUGGACAUGAAUCACCAUGUCUCCAAAUCUAUUAUGAAAUAUAACACUUUGCAUCAACGCAGAAAAAAGAAUAAGGAAUCGUAAAGUAGAAUCAAAAUAACCACAACCAGACAUUCACAAUAAGAUAAAAUACUUAAUUUAAGUGACUUUGGGAAAUUCUCUGCUCCCUCCUCCAGAUAUAGUAGAUCAAGGUAACUCAAAACGUAGUUGUCAUGUUUAUAGUCUCCAUCUGAACCGCACAUUAAAUAAUAUGAGUUUCUUUUAACUUUGCGUCAACCUGUUAAUUCAGGUCGUUUGAUUAAUAAAUGCAUUAAUUAAAAUUCAUGAAAUACUUUAAGGAAGCAUCCUUCUCAUUGAAAUAAAAAUUUGGCUACACCCCAGAAGAAUAGGCUCUCAAACUCUUUGAUCAAGCGUAUCAUUUCGAUAGUUCAAUCCUCCCCAUCAAUCUGAUGGAUCAAAUUGCUGAAUUAAGUUUUCAAAUGUAAUCAUUAUGGAAAUAUUCCUAGGGAACACUAUCCAAAAAUAAUCAAUUAAAUUGUUCUGCAAUUAUCAACCAUUGGAAUCUCUUCCAAUGUUAUACUCAAAGUACUCUAACUCUUCUCAAUUAUUGUAGACACUCAUUAUUACAGAUUAUCUCUUAAAAUACGGAUGUUCUGGUAUAAUCGACGAUUUGAAAGUAAGGAUAUACAUGUUUCGAAAUUAUCAAGAUUUUAAAAUUGAUUUCCAAGAACCUAUCUACAUAACAAGUAUCAAAUUCAAUAUAACAAGUACGACAAAAAGCAGGGAAUAUUGCCAACUAAUUAACCAAUAGAAAACUGCUCUAUAAGGAAAAAGAAAUAGCAAGGCAAAUGAAGCUUAAAAUAUAAAUUAAUAAACAAAAAACUUAAUCAUUGAGUCAUUAAGAUUACAAAUAAACAACAACUACUAUGGAUGAUAUUCUAGAAAACUAUAUUUUUAAAUACAUGGAUAAAUUUAAUGAUAAAUUGGAAAGUUGGGGAGAUUCGAUAAAUGAUAAAUUAGAUUAAAUAAUUGACAAUAUCACACUUAAUACAACUUAUGAAAGAGAUGAAAAUGGGUAUUACUUUCCAGAAUCAUGUAUGGAUGAAAUCACCAUUACAAAUACACCUAUUGAAAUUUAAGAAACAUAAAAUUAAGAGCAAAAAGUAACAAACAACCACAAAAAAGAUUUAUGUAAGUAUCUUAAUAAUAAGCUAGUGGAAUUCGAAAAUAAUGAUAUGUAAAUUUAUUAAUAGCCGAAACAAGAGAUUAAUUUACUAGAUUGA